GCUAGGCGCUGCCGCGGGCGAUGGUGAGCCAGCACACACGCUGGCGCCGGCAUUCGUUCGCUUCUGCACUGUGAACGCUGCUCAUCCAUCACUGGCUGAUUAUCCGCAAGCGUAGGUCACACCUGCUGCGGGAGAGCAGCACUCUCUGCAGCACUCGACAGCAACACCAUGGACGCCGAGGCGCCCACGGUGCCCGAGCCGUCGCCGGCGCGCCAGCAGAUUCAGGAAUUGCGACGCGAGAUGGAGGACAUGGACGUCGACGAAGGCUUCAAAGACGAGGACGGAGAAAUGCUCGUGGAAGUCGAAGAUGAUGGCGGGCUGGCCGAGUCGGAUGAAGAAGAACUACCCACGCAUGAAGACGACGCAGCCCUCAAAUUCGACAAGCACGAGGACGCCGUGUAUUGUGUCGCAGUAUCCAAGGCAGGCGCCAUCUUGAGCGGUGGCGGCGACGACCGGGCGUGGCUCCAGCCCGCGCCCAUGGGCUCGCGAGGAGCCAUAUGCCUGGAAGGUCAUAAUGACUCCGUGACGGCCUGCGGGUUUAGUCACCAAGAUUCGAUGUGUGCGACCGGGGCUUACGACGGUUCUGUCAAACUAUGGGACGCGGCGUCGGGACGGCUCCUACGGACGCUGGAGGGCCCCGGCGACGUCGAGUGGCUCGCGUGGCACCCGAAGGGCGACGUCGUACUUUGUGGGGCUUGUGACGGCACUUUAUGGAUGUGGCUCGCGACGUCCGGGGCCUGCAUGCGCGUCUUCGCGGGCCACGACGGGGCGGUCUUGUGUGGGGGCUUUACGUGUGAUGGCAAAAAAAUAGUUUCGGGUUCGGCGGAUGGAUCUUUGAGAGUUUGGAACCCUCGCAAGGGCCAAUGUGCCCACGCGUUCCUACCGCACAAAGGUGCGUCCACGGACGCCGUCGUCAUGACCCAGGGCGCCGUGUCGUGCAUCGCCUUCCACCCGUCGGACCCUGACUUAGUCUUGGGAGGUGCGGAGGACGGCUGCGCGGCUCUCGUCCAUUGCUCCUCCAAAAAAUUAAUAUGUAGACUGGAGCACGCGCCGACGUAUGACGAGGACGAGGAAGCCGGCGCGGCCGUCGUGAGCGUGGCCUUCGCGGAGUCCGGCUGGUGUUCGACCGGUGGAGCCGACGGCACCAUCAAGGUCUGGGACAUCUCGGGAAGCGCGCGCCUGCGGUGCUCCUUGGGCGCGGGCGGCGCGGUCGUGGCCAUGGCGUGGCGGCCUAGCUCAUUAGUAGUGGUGGCCUGUAGCGCGGACGGGUGCAUUCAUGCGUGGGAUGCGCGCGACGGUAGUUCGUUGUUACAAUUGCGGGGCCAUAGUGACGCGCCGCUUUGUUUAGCUACGGCGUGGGCGCAGGAUGCGAUCGUGACGGCCGGCGACGACCGCACGGUGCGCGUGUUUCGGGUUCCCUCUGCGGAAUUACCUCGGCCGCCGCCUGGGUCUGCGCCGGCGCCGGCUCCUGCGCCGAGGCCUCCUGUACCUUAAGGCUCUGGUAUAUUUUCUGAA
Pelagomonas calceolata is the source of this 1515-nucleotide messenger RNA. The record is from the annotation of a GenBank genome assembly. Lineage: Eukaryota; Pelagophyceae; Pelagomonadales; Pelagomonadaceae.